Messenger RNA from Necator americanus (New World hookworm), 408 nucleotides. RefSeq lists its product as uncharacterized. The record is from RefSeq and is a predicted model, not a curated record. Lineage: Eukaryota; Metazoa; Nematoda; Chromadorea; Rhabditida; Ancylostomatidae. The transcript has a single exon. Bases 1 to 408 code for a protein of 135 amino acids.
AUGGCAUCGACAUCGAUCGGAUAUCGCACAGCAGCAGCAGCAGUAGCAGCCCCUGGCCUCAUACACACACGCUCACAUACACACUCACGGAAUGAGGCGGAGAUCGGACGAGACGAGCCGGGAAGGAGCAACGGGACGAGUACCCGACGCACAACGUCUCAUUAUCCUCACGCUCCUCGGCGUCGCACUUGCAAAAUCCUACAGCUCGACGCGCUCGUGCCGUCAAGUGCGUUCUCGAUUCGCAUUUCCAGCAAUGCAUUCGCUUUUCUCGCUCGCUUAUCUACUCACUGUCACGCCCAUCACCCGUCGGCUCCGCCUUCAUUUCCACUUCUGUUUCUAGCGGCGUCGACAUCGUCGCUGCUGCCGUCGUCGGCGCGUGAUGCUCUUGAAUUCGUCCAAUUUCCAUAG